Brettanomyces nanus is the source of this 873-nucleotide messenger RNA. RefSeq lists its product as uncharacterized. Lineage: Eukaryota; Fungi; Ascomycota; Pichiomycetes; Pichiales; Pichiaceae. Gene Ontology annotation, biological process: proteasome-mediated ubiquitin-dependent protein catabolic process. Gene Ontology annotation, molecular function: polyubiquitin modification-dependent protein binding. The transcript has a single exon. Gene Ontology annotation, cellular component: nucleus; cytosol; proteasome regulatory particle, base subcomplex. The coding region runs from base 1 to 873 and encodes 290 amino acids. The record is from RefSeq and is a predicted model, not a curated record.
AUGGUGCUCGAAGCUACUAUGAUCGUCAUAGAUAAUUCCGAAUAUAUGCGGAACGGAGAUUAUCUUACGUCUAGAUAUCAGGCCCAAUUAGAUACCGUGGAGCUCAUAUUUCGAAGAAAGACUUCUGCCAAUCCCGAGAGCACGGUCGGAUUACUGACUAUGGCUGGCGAAUCUACUCGUGUCGUAAGCAAUUUGACCAUCGAUUACGGAAAACUCUUGAGUGGUUUACACGAAGCGAAAAUUGGUGGUCAGGUUAACGUCAUCAAUGGUAUCCAGGUGGCAUGUCUAGCAUUGAAGAACAGGCAAAAUAAGAAUCAAAGACAAUGUGUCGUUGUGUUUGUUGGUUCACCAAUCACAGAUGAUGAGGCAUCACUAGAUAAAUUGGCCAAAAGGCUGAAGAAAAACAAUGUGUCGAUUGAUUUUGUCAAUUUCGGCGAGCAGCAGAUCAACACAUCCAAAUUGGAAAAGUUUAUAGCUACAGUGAACAACAACAAUUCAUCUCAUUUGGUGACUGUUCCUCCUGGACCAUAUUUAUUAUAUGAGCAGGUUGACAAAUCGCCUAUUCUAAGAGAUCAGGAUGCAUCCUCCACUGGCGGGGGUCCCGAUGACGCUGGAAGUAGUGGUGCAGGUGGCGAUGAUUUCGGUCUAGAUAAUUCAAACAUGGACCCUGAGUUGGCCUUGGCAAUUAGGUUAUCUUUAGAAGAGGAAAGAACCAGACAGGAGAGGGAAGCUGCUGCAAGUUCUGCUACUGAUAAACUGGAGACCGUAAAGGAGGAUGAGAAGAAGGAACCCACUGAGUCCGCCUCUUCAGAUGCAAAACCUGAUCCCAAGCAAGAUGACUCUACGGAAGAUCCUGAUAAAAUGCAAGAAUAA